This is a messenger RNA of Pseudopipra pipra, 4237 nucleotides long. RefSeq names its product NIMA related kinase 1 (gene NEK1). Gene Ontology annotation, biological process: protein phosphorylation. Bases 224 to 4069 code for a protein of 1281 amino acids. Gene Ontology annotation, molecular function: ATP binding; protein kinase activity. Lineage: Eukaryota; Metazoa; Chordata; Aves; Passeriformes; Pipridae. The record is from RefSeq and is a predicted model, not a curated record. The transcript has 34 exons.
CCCACCGUCUCUGAAUUCCAGACCACCAGGCGCUGCGGGGCCCCGAGAGCAUAAGGGUUUUACCUGCAGAGGAAACACAGGUGUCGGGCUGGGCACGAAACUGCUCGGCUCUGCCAGCCGAGGUACUGAGGCCAGCGAAGGGGUAGCUUAGCACACAGUGACAGAAGGCAGGUUCCAGAAAAGCGCGGCAGUACUCAAGUAAGCAUGCCUUAAGAAGAUAACUAUGGAUAAAUAUAUUAAAAUACGGAAGAUUGGAGAAGGAUCCUUUGGGAAAGCAAUACUUGUCAAAGCUAAAGAAAAUGGCCAACAGUAUGUUAUUAAAGAAAUAAACAUCUCUAAGAUGUCAAAUAAGGAGAGAGAAGAAUCAAGGAGAGAAGUUGCUGUAUUGGCUAACAUGAAACAUCCGAAUAUUGUCCUCUAUAGGGAGUCAUUUGAAGAAAAUGGCUGUCUUUACAUAGUGAUGGAUUACUGUGAAGGAGGAGACCUAUUUAAAAAGAUAAAUGCCCAGAAAGGAGUAUUAUUCUCUGAAGAUCAGAUUCUGGAUUGGUUCGUACAGAUUUGUUUAGCACUAAAACACAUACAUGAUAGAAAAAUCUUGCAUCGGGACAUAAAGUCACAGAAUAUAUUUUUAACCAAAGAUGGAACAAUACAGCUGGGAGAUUUUGGAAUCGCCAGAGUUCUUAACAGUACUGCAGAGUUGGCUCGCACUUGCAUAGGAACACCGUACUAUUUAUCGCCUGAAAUAUGUCAGAACAAGCCUUACAAUAAUAAAAGUGAUAUCUGGGCCCUCGGUUGUGUUCUCUAUGAAAUGUGCACACUUAAACAUGCGUUUGAAGCCGGUAACAUGAAGAACUUAGUACUGAAGAUAAUCUCUGGACCGUUUCCUCCUGUUUCUGUGCAUUACUCCUAUGAUCUACGUAAUCUGCUGUCACAGUUAUUUAAAAGGAAUCCUAGGAAUAGACCAUCAGUAAACUCCAUAUUGGAGAAAAACUUUAUAGCCAAACGGGUUGAAAAAUUUCUCACACCAGAGCUUAUUGCAGAAGAAUUCAACCACAAAAUUUUCCAGAAGUUUGGACCACAUGCCGCACCAGCUAAAAGACCAGGUCAAGAACAAACACUGACUUCAGUUGCACCAGCUCAAAAAAUUACCAAACCUGCUGCAAAAUAUGGAGUGCCUUUAACUAUCAGGAAGUCUUGUGGUGCACCUAAAAAGCCUAAUGAGAAGAAGCCAUUGACUAAAUCUAGACAGGAACCUUCAAAAAAGAAAAGGUUAGAAUUGCCUGAAAAAGAAAGACGCCAGAGAGAGCAGAUCAGUUUACUGAAGGCAGAUGAAACAAGAAGAUUGGAAAAAGAAAGGAUGGAACGAAUAAACAGAGCCAGGGAACAAGGAUGGAGGAAUGUGCUUGGUUCAGGUGGAAGUGGUGUUAAGGCACCGUAUUAUGUUGGCGGAGGUGGUGUUGGUCCUUUGCCUGUGUCUUCCAGAGGACACUAUGAACACUAUCACGCUAUUUUUGACCAGAUGCAACAGCAAAAGGAAAACGUUAGAGUAGCUGAAGAGAGGGAAGCCAGAUUGAGGGCAAAACUACAAGACCGAGAAGUUCUUGAAAGAGGAAUUCCACCUGGAACACGUCCAGGAGUUCCUAGGGGACCUGCAGGUCAUCACCAUUUACCUGAUCUUGAUGCAGUUAGGAAAAAAGUGAAAAGAUUGAAGGAGGUGUCUAAACAAGCCAGUGCAAACAGGCAAAAAGGAUGGAUAGCUACAGAUAGAGCAAAGCAAGUCGAAGAAUUCUGGCAACGAAAGAGAGAAGCCAUGGAGAACAAAGCCCGAGCUCAGGGACACAUGGGUACACUGCAAAACGUGGCAGAUACCUAUGGAGGCAGGCCUGUUUCUGCAAGAGGAAGGAAAUCCAGAAACAAGGAGGAAGAGGAAUACUUGGCAAGAUUGAGACAGAUCCGGCUACAAAACUUUAAUGAACGUCAACAGAUUAGAGCAAAACUUCGUGGAGAGAAGAAUGAAGCUACCAGUUCUGAUGGACAAGAAUCAAGUGAGGAAGCAGAACUGAAACGCAAAAAGAUAGAAACGCAGAAGGCCCAAGCAAAUGCUCGAGCAGCAGUUCUGAAGGAACAGUUAGAGCGAAAGAGAAAGGAAGCUUAUGAAAGAGAGAAAAGAGCCUGGGAAGAACAUCUGAUUGCAAAAGGGGUCAAGAAUCCUAAUGUGCCUUUUCAUGUGGAAGCUACAGAAGAUAGUCCUGUGAAUGGGCUACAAGAGCCUGGAGCAGCUCUUCCUAAGCCACAACUUCCAGUGAAGCCUGGUGCACCUGUCAUCUCCAUGACUUAUGCUUUGAAGGAAGUGGGUGUGGAUGAACAUGUAACUGCUGUCCAGGAAUCUGAGGAGGAAAUAAAAAAGCCAGAUUUUGCAAUGCAAAAUAAACGAGAAAUACUGAGAAGAUUAAAUCAAAAUCUUAAAGCCCAAGAAGAUGAGAAAGGACAAAAGGAGUGCAAAAAUGUAUUUGAAUCAGCUGGGUCUGAAGAUGGUAAGGAACAACAAGAAGGUGACCAGCCGCUUCUAGGAGAUCGCAAAAAAUGGGAAUCUGGGGCACCUGAGCUGGUAGUUCCUCUAGCUCAGUUAUCAAUGGAAGAUUCUCUCUCUGGAACAGAGUGUCAAACUCUGGGGGAAGUAAUUAAGUUAGAUAUUGGUGAACCCCACAGGAAAGUCUGGGGCAAGAGCCCUACUGAUUCAGUCCUGAGGAUCCUAGGAGAAGCAGAGUUGCAGCUGCAAACCGACAUACUUGAGGAACAAGAUGUAAUAAAUGGUACUGCAGAACUUGUUGAAGGAGAUCAUCAGUCUUCAUCAGAGGAGAAGGAAGACAAGGCUUUCUCUGCUGUUGGAGCUCAGUCUUCAGUACCCAUUGGUGUCACAGAAUCUGUUGUGACUGUACCAGGAGAAUCUAGAAGAGCUGCACCUACCCAGGUGCAGAGCAAACCUAUUACGUUAGAUGAACCUGAUGAUUUGGAAGCAGAGAUGUUGGAAGAAAUGGAAGAUAAAAAGCACCAGAGUAAGGAGAGUAAAGAAUUUCCCAUCACUGUUAAUGAAGUGUGGGUAAAAGAGAAAGAGGAUACGGCACAAUGUGACAGAACAAAUGAGGCAGCUUUGGAGAAACGAGCACUUGACAAGGUGCAAACACAAAAGGAAGCUCCAGGAGAAACUUGUUCCAGUGACUCUCAGCAAGCUGAACCCUUAUUCCAGAGGGUAAUACAGCCCACAGCUGUACCAACAGCCUCACCAGUUCUGUCAGCCCAGUCUUCACAGGAAGAGCCUUUUGUACCUCGUUCACGUUCCAUAUCACCAGCAAAAACUAAAGGCAAAAGUUCAUUGUUGAUUGGACUUUCUACAGGACUUUUUGAUGCAAAUGACCCAAAGAUGUUGAGAACAUGUUCACUCCCAGAUCUUUACAAACUGUACAGAACUUUAGUUGAUGUUCCCAGUGUAGCAGAUGUGCAGCAUCAACAUAAUCUUGAAAUAGAUGAUACGGAAGAUGAGCAAGCCAAAGAAGGACCCUCUGAUUCUGAGGAUAUUAUGUUUGGAGAGACAGAUACAGAUUUGCAGGAGCUCCGGGAUUCAAUGGAACAAUUGCUUAGGGAGCAGCCUAGUGAGGAAUUCAGUGAAGAAGAAGAGUCUACUUUAAAGGCUAAUGUCAUUGAAUGCAUAACAAAUGGUACUGAGCUGGAUGAAGGAGAUGAAAAUAAUCCCAGCAGUGAAAGUGCACUUAAUGAAGAAUGGCAGUCAGAUAAUAGUGAUGGAGAGAUUGCCAGUGAAUGUGAAGAAUGUGAUAGUAUCUUCAGCCAUUUGGAAGAGCUGAGAUAUAACCUGGAGCAGGAAAUAGGCUUUGAUAAAUUAAUUGAAGUUUAUGAGAAAAUAAAGGCUAUACUUGAAGAUGAAGAUGAAAAUAUUGAUAUUUGUUCAACCAUAGUUCAGACUGUUCUUGGAAAUGAACACAAACAUCUCUAUGCCAAAAUACUUCACCUAGUAAUGGCAGAUGGAGCCUACCAAGAAGGUAAUGAUGAAUAAACCUGACUCAGGAAAUUCCUUAAUGCUGUACUACAUACCACUGUCUGAAGUCUGCACAGCUGAAUAACAAAUUGUAGUGGAGAAUGUAACAUGGGGCAGGAGAGGCAAGACUUCAAAAAAGAAUGUUGAUUGUAUGAAAAAGAGAAAAAACAUGCCUUUUAAAACUGA